CUCUAUCAUUUUUCUUUGCCCGAUUUCAUUUCCUCCCUCCUCUCCCGCUCCCCAAACUCAAUUCCCCUCCUUUCACCUCCAUGCUUGUUCUUUCCACGCUCCCACGGCUCUCCCUCCCUUUCUCUCUCUCUCUUUCUCUCUCUUUCCUGCAGAGCCGGACUGGGCGUCGCUGACUUUGGGUGUGUUUGUUUGCCAGGCCUGCUCGCUCCUUCACCGGAGCAUCCCCCACAUCAGCCGGGUCAAGUCUAUCCAGGACACGUGGGAUGCCAGUGACGUGGAGUUGAUGGCUGCCACAGGAAACAAUGCAGCCAGGGCCAAAUAUGAGCAGAAGGUUCCUGCUUUCUACUACAGACCAACACACACUGACUGCAAGAUGCUGAGAGAGCAGUGGAUCAGAGCCAAGUACGAGAGGAAUGAGUUUGAGUUCAUCGAAAAACAGGAACCUUACUCUGCAGGGUACAGAGAGGGGUUUCUAUGGAAACGAGGAAGAGACAACGGUCAGUUUCUCAGCCGAAAGUUCAUCCUGUCGGAGAGGGAGGGGGCGCUGAAAUACUUCAACAAGCAGGAUGCCAGGGAUCCCAAAGCGGUGAUGAAAAUUGAAACCCUCAAUGCCACCUUCCAACCGGCCAAGAUUGGCAACCCGUGUGGCCUGCAGAUCACCUACCUGAAAGACAACAGCACAAGGAACAUUUUUGUCUACCACAGUGAUGCUAAGGAGAUGGUUGACUGGUUCAACGCUAUCAGAGCAGCCAGGUUCCACUACCUACAGGUGGCCUUCCCUGGAGCAAGUGACGAGGAGCUGGUGCCCAAACUGACCCGAAACUUCAUGAAGGAAGGCUUUAUGGAGAAAACAGGUCCAAAGCACACGGAGGGCUUCAAGAAGAGGUGGUUCACCAUGGACGACAGGAGGCUCAUGUAUUUCAAAGACCCUCUGGAUGCGUACGCCCGCGGCGAGGUGUUCAUCGGCAGUAAGGAGAACAGCUACACCGUCCUGUCCGGCUUGCCCUCUUCCACACAGGGCUACCACUGGAACCACGGCAUCACCAUCGUCACGCCGGACAGGAAGUUCCUGUUUGCCUGUGAGACCGAGGCCGAGCAACGGGAUUGGAUAGCUGCCUUCCAGAGGGUGAUCAAUCGACCAAUGAGGCCGCAAGAAUACGCAGUGGAGGCCCAUUUUAAACACAAGCCUUGAAGACUGCAGGAAGCCACGACUCAGCUGGACCGGCCCAGUCUCAUUCAGAUCAAGAGACAAUCCCAAUGUGUGACCACAGACCAUGGCGGGAGGUGUUGGGGUGGGGUUUUGGGGGACAUGAGGGGGUUGUGGGAUGGUGAGGAGAAAGAGACAGAGGGACACAAGCCUAUCUCUGUGUGGAAAACUUGAACUCUAAUGUGACUGAAGGCCCAUCAUGGGGUGAAACGUUGGUGAUCAGAGGCCAAAGGGUAGAUGAUGUCAUCACUAUUGCGCCUACCAACCUUGUGCUAUACAUUAUCAUCCUUCCCUUCCUCAGCCGUGUGGACCCUUUCCCUGCAAUGACCUUCCCCUCUCUCAGAUUUCGUCUCGUGAAUGGUUCAUUCUACCUGUAAUCUAAUGUAAUUAUGUAAUCUAGAGUCAUUUCACUGGUUGCUUAACAAAGACAAUGCAUUGUUAAUUUAUUGAAUGUACAGUUUUGAUGACAGUGGCUUACCGUGUGUGUGUGUGGAAUCGUGACGUUUUUGUUGAGGACGCUGUGAGGUUGAACCUCUGGCACUGAGACCCUGUUAAACCUGAACCUACAAAGUGCUGUUACCAACAAAUAUGCAUAAAAACACACACACACAUACAAACUCUCAGUGAUCACCGUAGCUGUUAACGUAGCUGGAGGUGGCUGAUCUGCAUCCAGACAGGGUUCUUUUACAACCUCAAUCUGACAGCUGUUCUCUUAUUUAUUUGUACUAUUGAACAUACUGAGUCAUCGUAGACAGUUAUUGCUGCUUUAAAGGAUUGUAAUGUGACAGGAUUGUAAUUUAUAUAACACUUAUACAGCUGUUUUAUUUACGUUUUUGCAUCUUGUUUUAAAGACACAUUGUUGUGUUGACCCUGAAAUCACAGUGAUAGUUUGUUUCAUUAUGAAAAUCUUAACAUGAAUACAGAUGAAGCUGAAAUCAAGUG
Messenger RNA from Epinephelus lanceolatus (giant grouper), 2149 nucleotides. RefSeq names its product arf-GAP with dual PH domain-containing protein 1. Gene Ontology annotation, cellular component: plasma membrane; intracellular membrane-bounded organelle; cytoplasm. Gene Ontology annotation, molecular function: phosphatidylinositol bisphosphate binding; GTPase activator activity; phosphatidylinositol-3,4,5-trisphosphate binding. Gene Ontology annotation, biological process: positive regulation of GTPase activity. The record is from RefSeq and is a predicted model, not a curated record. Lineage: Eukaryota; Metazoa; Chordata; Actinopteri; Perciformes; Serranidae.